AAUAUUUUAGAAAAUGUCUAUAAUUGAAGCGAUUGAUAAAAAGUCGGUUCACCAAAUUUGUUCGGGUCAAGUUAUCGUAGAUUUGCCGACGGCUGUUAAGGAACUUGUGGAGAAUAGUUUGGAUGCUGGGGCUACUAAUGUGGAAAUCCGAUUAAAAUCGUUUGGAUUGUUGUCGAUUGAGGUAAUCGACGACGGGCAUGGGGUCGAGGAACGGAACUUUCAUGGAUUGACGAUGAAACACCACACUUCGAAACUAACGAACUUUACCGAUCUCCGAUUGGUUGAAACUUUUGGUUUCCGUGGAGAAGCGUUGAGUUCAUUGUGUGCCGUGUGUGAUGUCAUAAUAUGCACAAAACAUAACAAUGCCAGUUCUGGCCACCGAAUGUCGUUUAACCACGAAGGUCACAUGACCUCCAAAACACCUUGUGCUCGACGAAUCGGAACAUCUGUGAUUUUACGAAACAUUUUUUCAACCAUUCCUGUACGACGAAAAGAAUUUAUGAAAAAUAUUAAAAAGGAAUAUUCAAAACUUUUAAACCUCGUAAGCGCUUAUUGCGUCGUUUCAACGAGGGUGAAAAUAACUUGCAGUAAUGAGACCGAUGGAGGAAAGAAGACAACCUCGUUGUCAACAGGAGGCGCCACAACCAUGGAGGAAAAUAUUAUUUCUAUUUUUGGGUCGAAACAAUUUCGUAAUUUACAAGAAUUCCGACAAGAUAUCCCAACACAAGAGUCAUGUGACACAUACAACGUUAGUGUGGCUUCCGAUUGGUCAAUAUUUAAACUCCACGGGUUUGUAUCGGUGCCACGGCACGGAGCCGGACGAUCGUCUCCUGACAGACAAUUCUUCUUCGUUAAUUCUCGACCAAUCACGUUGCCGCGUUUGUCCAAGAUUGUAAACGAGGUUUAUCAUAGAUUCAACAGACACCAGUUCCCGUUCAUAGCGAUAAACAUAACGACCCGUCAUGACUUAGUCGACGUCAACGUAACACCGGAUAAACGGAAAGUUUUCUUUCAAAACGAGAACUUAUUGUUUGCCAUUAUGACAUCAUCGAUGACACAACUUUAUUCGCUCGACGGUUGCCAUGAGGUUGGCUCCACUGAGUGUUCAAUAAGUUUGCCGUGCAGAUCUCCAAGCGUCACGGAAACUUCUCAAACUUUUUCUCCAUUGUCCUCGUUCCGAAGAACAAUGGGUGAUGAUGUCAUCAAUAGUGACAUCACAAAGCCUCGGAAACGAUCGGCAAGUUUUGCGACAAAAGUUGCAAAACAACCACGACUAGACAAAUUUGUGAUGACUCAGCAUAAAGUGACAUCACAAUGUUGGCCAGUGUUGCCAGACCAAAACAAUGAACGACCAGUGUUGCCAGAUCAAAGUAAUGGACAACCAGUGUUGCCAGAUCAAAAUAAUGGACGACCAGUGUUGCCAGAUCAAAGUAAUAGACAACCAGUGUUGCCAGAUCAAAAUAAUGAACGACCAGUGUUGCCAGAUCAAAGUAAUGGACAACCAGUGUUGCCAGAUCAAAAUAAUGGACGACCAGUGUUGCCAGAUAAAAGUAAUGGACAACCAGUGUUGCCAGAUCAAAAUAAUGGACGACCAGUGUUGCCAGAUCAUAAUAAUGGACAACCAGUGUUGCCAGAUCAAAAUAAUGGACAACCAGUGUUGCCAGAUGCAAAACAUCCCUCCAACAUAGGUGAUUCCCACGUUGUGGACACACCUCGGCUAUCGCAAACGUCCGAAACUUCGCUGAAAUUUUCAUUUAAACAUUUGAUGGAAUUUUACAAAGAAAAAAAAAAACCCUCGCAACCCCCGACAGAAUAUUCCUUGUUUCGUGCCAACCUUGCCGACACCACAACUGCUGAAGCGGAACUGACAAAGAAUCUCGAUAAAUCGUCGUUCCAGCAGAUGGCGCCGGUGGGUCAAUUCAACCUCGGGUUCGUUAUCGGUCGUCACGGAAACGAUUUGUUUAUUAUCGACCAGCACGCCUCUGAUGAAAUAUACAACUAUGAAACCUUACAAGCCACACAAACCCUACAAACACAAAAUCUUGUUGUACCGCUGAAACUACAACUCACGCCUGCUGGCAAAAUUGUUUUGAUCGAAAAUCUUGAAAUUUUUCGCAAGAAUGGAUUUGGAUUUAAGAUUAGUUCAGAUGAAGCUACCAUCCACCUUACAACCAUACCCACCCAUAACCCCCACCCCCUCGGACCGCCCGAUAUCGAUGAAAUGAUAUUUAUGCUCUCUGAUGCCCCCGGUGUCAUGUGUCGUCCAACAAGGGUUCGCCGAAUCUUCGCCACACGAGCGUGUCGAAUGUCCACAAUGAUAGGCACCUCGUUAACGAAGCGACAAAUGUUACGGUUGAUUCGUCACAUGUCCGAGAUCGUUCAUCCGUGGAAUUGUCCGCAUGGUCGCCCAACCAUGCGGCAUCUUAUCGAUAUCGGGAAACUUAGACAAUAAAGUUUUAUUAUCUAACAAUUAAACCAUUGUUUUGAAACAAUCGAGUUAUUAUUGUUAUUGUUCUAUCUUUGAAUGUAUAUUUUAUUUUGCUUUUCUUAUUUUUCCAGAUUUAGGUUUUUAUAAUAUUUCUAUUUAAUGAUGUCAUCGCAUCGUCAAUAUGAUGACGAGCCACACGAGGCAGUAGCGAGCAUGGGGAGAAAAGUUUGUCGGGUUUGCGACGAUUUUAAAAGUUGGA
This is a messenger RNA of Ciona intestinalis (vase tunicate), 2687 nucleotides long. The record is from RefSeq and is a predicted model, not a curated record. Lineage: Eukaryota; Metazoa; Chordata; Ascidiacea; Phlebobranchia; Cionidae.